Messenger RNA from Mollisia scopiformis, 2028 nucleotides. Its product is annotated as heat shock protein 70. The record is from RefSeq and is a predicted model, not a curated record. Gene Ontology annotation, molecular function: ATP-dependent protein folding chaperone; heat shock protein binding; misfolded protein binding. Gene Ontology annotation, cellular component: mitochondrion; cytoplasm. Lineage: Eukaryota; Fungi; Ascomycota; Leotiomycetes; Helotiales; Mollisiaceae. The coding region runs from base 1 to 2028 and encodes 675 amino acids. The transcript has 4 exons. Gene Ontology annotation, biological process: cellular response to unfolded protein; protein refolding.
AUGUUGGCCUCAAGAUUAUCGAGAGCUCUUCCCCGAGCUACAUCUUCCGCCACACGAUCACAAACCCUUUUCCGUAAACCACUGGGUUCGUCGUUUGUUCGAAGAUAUGCAGAUGAUGCCGACAAGAAGGUCCGGGGCCCAGUCAUUGGUAUUGACUUGGGUACCACCAACUCUGCUGUAGCCAUCAUGGAGGGACAGACAGCCAAGAUUAUCGAGAACUCUGAAGGUGCUCGAACAACACCUUCGGUAGUCGCAUUCGCACAAGAUGGAGAGAGAUUGGUUGGUGUCUCUGCCAAGCGUCAAGCAGUUGUAAACCCAGAGAACACUCUCUUCGCCACCAAGCGUCUCAUCGGCAGAAAAUUCACAGAUGCUGAAGUUCAACGGGACAUUAAGGAGGUCCCUUACAAAAUUGUUCAACACAGCAACGGAGAUGCUUGGGUUUCGGCUCGAGGCGAGAAGUAUUCUCCAUCUCAAAUCGGUGGAUUCGUCCUGCAAAAGAUGAAGGAGACUGCAGAGUCUUACCUCACCAAGCCAAUCCAGAACGCCGUCGUCACCGUCCCUGCUUAUUUCAACGACUCCCAGAGACAAGCUACCAAGGAUGCUGGUCAAAUCGCUGGUCUCAACGUCCUUCGUGUUGUCAAUGAACCCACUGCCGCCGCUCUUGCUUACGGUCUUGAGAAGGAUGAGGACAAGAUCAUCGCAGUCUACGAUCUUGGUGGAGGAACUUUCGAUAUCUCAGUUCUCGAGAUACAAAAGGGCGUUUUCGAGGUCAAGUCCACCAACGGUGAUACCCACUUGGGAGGUGAAGAUUUCGAUAUCCACUUGGUCCGCCACUUGGUUCAACAAUUCAAGAAGGAUUCUGGCCUCGAUCUCUCGAGCGAUCGUAUGGCCAUCCAGAGAAUUCGUGAAGCUGCAGAGAAGGCCAAGAUCGAGCUGUCAUCUUCUAUGCAAACCGAUAUCAACCUUCCCUUCAUUACCGCUGAUGCCUCUGGACCAAAACACAUUAACAUGAAGCUUUCCCGUUCACAACUCGAGAAGCUGGUCGAGCCAUUGAUCAGCCGCACCGUGGACCCUGUACGAAAGGCUUUGAAGGAUGCCAAUCUCAAGGCAACCGACAUCCAGGAAGUCAUCUUAGUUGGUGGUAUGACCCGCAUGCCAAAGGUUGCCGAGUCCGUGAAGAGCAUCUUUGGUAGAGACCCUGCCAAGUCAGUCAACCCUGAUGAGGCUGUCGCCAUGGGUGCUGCUAUUCAAGGAGGUGUCCUUGCUGGCAACGUCACCGAUGUCCUUCUGUUGGAUGUUACUCCUCUCUCACUUGGUAUUGAGACGCUCGGAGGUGUCUUCACGCGUCUGAUCAACAGAAAUACCACCAUCCCAACCAAGAAGUCACAGGUCUUCUCAACUGCUGCCGAUUUCCAGACUGCUGUAGAGAUCAAGGUUUACCAGGGUGAGCGUGAACUUGUUCGUGACAACAAGAUGCUCGGCAACUUCCAGCUUACUGGCAUUCCACCUGCACACCGAGGUGUUCCCCAAGUCGAGGUCACAUUUGACAUCGAUGCCGAUGCCAUUGUUCACGUACACGCUAAGGACAAGUCCACCAACAAGGAUCAAUCUAUUACCAUUGCCUCUGGCUCUGGUCUUUCCGAUGAGGAGAUCCAGAACAUGGUCGAUGACUCUGAGCGAUAUGCCGAGCAAGAUAAGGAGCGAAAGGCAUCCAUCGAAGCUGCCAACCGCUCUGACAGCGUUCUCAAUGAUACCGAGAAGGCCUUGAACGAGUUCGCAGACAGACUUGACAAGACUGAGGUUGACCAAAUCCGUGAGAAGAUCACGACUCUUCGUGAAUUUGUCAGCAAGAGCCAGUCCGGCGAGGGUACCGCUACUGCCGCCGAGCUGAAGGAGAAGACUGACGAGCUCCAAAUGGCGAGCUUGAACUUGUUCGACAAGAUGCACAAGGCUCGUGCUGAGUCAGGCGAGACAUCUGAGCCUAAGCCAGCGGAGGGUGAGCCCACAGAGGGCGAGAAGAAGCCGUGA